Molecule: messenger RNA, 1122 nt
Organism: Suillus plorans
Lineage: Eukaryota; Fungi; Basidiomycota; Agaricomycetes; Boletales; Suillaceae
Exons: 3
Coding region: 1-1122 (373 amino acids)
Source: RefSeq, a predicted model, not a curated record
AUGCCGAGCGCUGCAGUCCCACCAUCUGACGUCACCGUACAAGCGCUGAAUGCUGCCAAGGGCGUUCAGCUGAAGUUCUGGAUCAAGGAGGCCAAUCAAGCUGUGGGGAAGAAGGCCUUGACGAAGACUGGCACUGUGAACGCCCUCAGAACGAAGCUCGCCGAGUUCUAUGGCCUCGACCUUGCAGCUGCCCCUGAGAAACCUGCAGGACCCAUCACCCGUGGACACGACGUUCAGAAGCGGCAGUUUGCCUAUCUGCGCGAGCUCUGGAACGAGUGGAUCUCAAGGCCACACCAUUCCUGCUCUGCUCGACGUCUGCUGGUGAGUUUUUUCUUCGCACUGCCAAAUCCCCUUCCUGAAUCUCCUCUGCUGCCUGCUGUCACGAACGACAGUGUGUAUGCACUGUCGCACCUUGCGCGAUCAGGGGACCAUGAUGCCUUCAUCAUGCUGCUUCGAUUUCGUGCUGUUGUGCAAGCACGUGCAGGUUCCAUCAUCCACCUUGUAAGUCGUUUGUCAGCCUCGUGCAUGUUGACAGAGGCUUCUCCUGCUGCAUUGCCCAUGUCACCUGUCACCACAAGCACUCCACCAACUAUAGCUGCACCUGCUCAGUCCGACGAAGCAGUGCUGUUGGCAGCCUGCAAAGCUGACAUUGCAGUGCUCAAUCGUGCAACUUCGCUGUGUGAUGUCAUUGCACAGGUUGAAGCUGGAGAUGUUGCUCGCAUUCGGCAGCUCUAUGGGCCAUGCACAGGACGUGCAGCAAUCUCACUCUGGCAGUCCAUCAAGUGUACUGUCUGUCGUCGAGAGCGGCUGUACUUGCAGCUUCAGGAUGAGUUCUGUGGUGACAAGGAUCACUUCUUUGGGUUUUUUAGCAUCCAAACAACACCAGAGGUAAAUGGCAAGUCCCUGAAGCGCAAGGCUAAGCGCAAUGCGCCUGUUGAACACCUGCAGCCCUUGCGGAAAGUUGAUGAAGCCAUCAGUCGGAGGGAUAAGAACCUUGCUGAGCUUAUGGUGAGUGAUGAGUACAAUGAUGAGGGUAGGUUCUGUAGUGAAAAGUGGGAAGCAAAGUGGUUGGGCAGGAAUCGGUGGGAGAUAUGGAGGGCAAUUGGAAAGGAGAGAUACUGA